AUGGCCGAUACUGACUGGGUAGAAUACAAGUGCAAUCACAUAGAAACAUCUCCACUGCAAGAACAAGGUGUUUUAAUUGCUGUUGGAGAUGACUUAGACAUUGAAACUGAAGAAGACAAUGACGAGAGAAGCACAGACAUGGAUGUAAUUGAUGCAAUGCUGAAAGUUCUUGAAGAAACCAAUGGUAACAACGUGAAUAGAAACAAAACAACAGCAUCAUAUGCAGACUCUGGUACCAAUAAAGAUAAUGAUAAGAAUAGUGAAAGUGAACUUCACAAGGAAGAUGGAAAUUACUCAGGAGAUUUGACAGUGCUCACAGGUAACAAUAACAGUGGCACAAGAGAUAAUUCUGUGCACGACUUGUCCAAUGAAGGUGAACAGAAAGCUUUGAAGCUUUCUUAUGGCAAAAGGAGUAAAUAUACUGGAGAGAAGCAAUUUGAAUGUUCUAACUGCAAAAAGAAAUUUAAUCAAAAGGGAAAUAUGAUUACACACAUGAGAACACACACUGGAGAGAAGCCAUUUGAAUGUUCGUACUGCAAAAAGAAGUUUAAUGUAAAGGCAAAUUUGAUCAGUCACAUCAGAACACACACUGGAGAAAAGCCAUUUGAAUGUUCUUACUGCAACAAGAAAUUUAAUCGAAAAACACAUUUGAUCAAACACAUCAGAACACACACUGGAGAGAAGCCCUUUGAAUGUUCUUACUGCAACAAGAAGUUUAAUGUAAAGACAAAUUUGAUCAGUCACAUCAGAACUCACACUGGAGAAAAGCCAUUUGAAUGUUCUUACUGCAAAAAGAAAUUCAAUCAAAAGACACAUUUAAUUAGACACAUCAGAACACACUCAAGAGAGUAA
This is a messenger RNA of Exaiptasia diaphana, 852 nucleotides long. RefSeq names its product gastrula zinc finger protein XlCGF8.2DB. The coding region runs from base 1 to 852 and encodes 283 amino acids. The record is from RefSeq and is a predicted model, not a curated record. Gene Ontology annotation, molecular function: DNA-binding transcription factor activity, RNA polymerase II-specific; RNA polymerase II cis-regulatory region sequence-specific DNA binding. Lineage: Eukaryota; Metazoa; Cnidaria; Anthozoa; Actiniaria; Aiptasiidae. Gene Ontology annotation, biological process: regulation of transcription by RNA polymerase II. The transcript is spliced from 2 exons.